AUGGCGGCCCUCGGACGGGCGUCCCGCCUGCUGCUCGGCGCCGCCGCCCCGCGCUCCCUGCCGGCGCGCGGCGUGGCGGCGGCCGCGGCACACGAGGAGGGCGGAGCCCGCAUGUGGAAGACGUUGACCUUCGUGGUGGCGCUGCCCGGCGUGGCCGUGUGCAUGCUGAACUGCUACCUGAAGGCACAGCACGAGCACGAGCGGCCCGAGUUCGUGCCCUACCCCCACCUCCGCAUCAGGACCAAGCGUUUCCCCUGGGGUGAUGGGAAUAAAACUCUGUUUCACAACCCCCACGUUAACCCUCUCCCAACUGGUUAUGAAGAUUAAAACCAAGAUCCUGACAACAGCCAGAACUUUGGCUCUUGAACCAGAAUGUUGAGUGGGAACCAUCAUUUCUGGGGUCCUAGUUUCAGAAACUCUGUUUCUUCUGAGAUGAAGCUGAGUGGUGUUGUGGCCCCCGCUUGUACUUGUGAUGGGGCCCUUUAAAUAAACAAUUCUGAACGUGAA
Vidua chalybeata is the source of this 507-nucleotide messenger RNA. RefSeq names its product cytochrome c oxidase subunit 6A1, mitochondrial. NCBI's taxonomy places the organism in Eukaryota, Metazoa, Chordata, Aves, Passeriformes, Viduidae. Gene Ontology annotation, biological process: mitochondrial electron transport, cytochrome c to oxygen. Gene Ontology annotation, cellular component: mitochondrial inner membrane. The coding region runs from base 1 to 327 and encodes 108 amino acids. Gene Ontology annotation, molecular function: enzyme regulator activity. The transcript has 3 exons. The record is from RefSeq and is a predicted model, not a curated record.